Messenger RNA from Chroicocephalus ridibundus (black-headed gull), 2532 nucleotides. It is a transcript of the gene TPRG1L, whose product is annotated as tumor protein p63 regulated 1 like. The record is from RefSeq and is a predicted model, not a curated record. NCBI's taxonomy places the organism in Eukaryota, Metazoa, Chordata, Aves, Charadriiformes, Laridae. The transcript is spliced from 5 exons. The coding region runs from base 64 to 879 and encodes 271 amino acids. Gene Ontology annotation, cellular component: cytoplasm; synaptic vesicle.
UCGUCGGGACCCCGCCCCGCUCCGCCCCGGAAGGCGGUGAGAGCUCGUCCGGGCCUCGCCGCGAUGCUGCAGCUGCGGGAGGAGGAGGAAGAGGAGGAAGGGGGCCCCCCGGCGGUGCUGGCGGAGGAGGAAGGGGGGGUCCCGGCCGUGCUGGCGGCCGGGGGGAGCGCGCCGCCCGUCCCGCCCCCGCAGCGGCUGCGGCCGCUGAGCGUGCGGAGCGCCGGGCGCGCCGGGCGGCUGCGGGAGUACUUCGUGUUCCGGCCCGGCAGCAUCGAGCAGGCGGUGAGCGAGAUCCGCGCCGUGGUGGUGCCCGGGGAGGACGGGGAGGUGCGGAGCGUCUGGCUGCUGGCAGAGAUCGAUCACUGGAACAACGAGAAGGAGCGUCUCGUUCUUAUCACGGAUCAGUCCCUCCUGGUCUGCAAGUACAACUUCAUCAGCCUGCAGUGCCAGCACGUGACGAGGAUCGCCCUCAGCAGCGUGGAUACCAUCUCCGUAGGAGAGUUUGAGUUCCCACCUAAGUCUCUGAACAAGCGAGAAGGCACCGGUAUUCGAAUCCAGUGGGACAAGCAAAGUCGCGCCUCCUUCAUCAGCAGAUGGAACCCGUGGUCCACCAACAUCCCCUACGUCACCUUCACCGAACAUCCCAUGGCGGACGCCAACGAGAAGAUCGCGUCCCUCUGCCUACUGGAAAACUUUAAAACCCAGCUGAUUCAAGCUGUGAAGAAAGCCCAUAAGGAGUGUCCGGUGCCAGGAAGGGCUAAAGGCGUGCUGGUGCUGGAGCAUCCUCUUCUGAUCGAGACCUACCUGGGACUGAUGUCCUUCAUCAACAACGAGGCCAAGCUUGGCUACUCCAUGACAAGGGGCAAAAUUGGAUUUUAAAAUCCCUUGCGUUUAAUCUUUUCAAGCGAACGUGAGUUGAUGCUGGUCUCCCGGGGAGAGCCCACCGUGCGGCAGAACACCGGGUAACCAAAGUGGAGGUGUCAGGGGAAGGAAGGGGGCGGCUGUAGAUCUGCCAGUUCACGGGAGGCCCUGGUGGUUCUGGUCAGGUCAGAUUAAUCUGAAGCAGACACAAGGUAGUGUCAUUCUUGCAUUUUGUAUCUAAUUUACAGUUCCUCCUGGUUCUUCUGCAGGGCUAGCGAGCAGCAGUAUUUGCCACUUCUAACUAGGUGUUCUUCCCUGUUAAUUAAGCGCGAUUGGUAUCUGCUACAGACAUUCCGCACACACAUUCCAGACGCAGCAGAACGUUCAUGCCCUAUUGCAGUUGUAUCCCUAUAUAUGGUGUCAAAUCAUGUGGUGUGCUUGGGACUGAUCUGUGGUGUUGGAAGAGGUACCGGUGUUCACAGUUACAGUAAUCUUAGCGUUUUGAUUAAUGCCUGUUAAGAAUUUUGAAAGCCCUGUCAGUCAUUCUUUAGCAGCAGAUUUUGUUAGCGCUGUACCGUCGGGUCUGCUCAGGAGCCGUGUACCUGAACAAGUACUUUGUGAACUGAAAAAUAUGGCUGAACGUGCGUUUAUUAGCUUUUUGUAAAAAUACCUCCCUUCCUAAUAACUUCCUAAUUUCUUAUGUGUGUUUUCCUGCUGCAGCAAUAGAAUAAAGACUCUUUUGAGAGAAUAUUGCCAAAAGCCUCACAAAAACAUUUGCCUUCAAAGCUAUUAUUUAUAAAACUGAAAAGGAAUUCUAUUUUGAUGGGAUUUAUAUUCUUAGCAAUUUUUCUUAAAUCUACUCUAAUUUGGGGCAGCAGCAGCGCAGGACUCUUCAAUGGAGAGAGAUAAAGCUUUAAGCACUGUACAAUCUGGAUUUAUACAUUCUCGCACUGAACCUCAUACUGAUGUCCAGUCCUGACAUUCAGAAGCAGCAUAAGAGAGGCUACAACUGGAAUUGCUCCUGAGGCCCCUCUACCAAGCUUUUUCAUUGUGUGUGACCUUUUAUCCAUGCCAUUUUAUCAGAGCGUUUAUUUGCGCGACUGCAAUGCUGAAUAAAUGCUGUGCUGCAGCAGUGGUUUUUUGAUCUUAAAGUAGCCGUGUGUUUCUGAAACCGCUGUAAAGUCGCAAUGGAAUGCAACCAGUUGCAUGUCCCUCUCAAUGCAUUUUCUAAGAUAUCUAUUUAAUUUUCAUUAAUCUUACAGUAAAGUUAAAUUUCAGCUCAGUUUGUUCUUUGUUCUUCGUUUUGUGGAGACUGAGGCUGUGAAAUUUAGUGGGAAAAGAAAAAAACAUCCAAUAAAUUCCUAAAGAAUGGGCUCCCUUCCUCUGAAGAAAGCAGUGGCUGGCCACCCGGGUAGAAGGAGAGUCCAGCUCCUCUUUCCCUGCUGAACCGGCCACUCCAAUUUGCCACCAGAUAGUUGGGUCAACAGCUCCCCUUUCAGUUGCCUGUAACAUAUCAGUUUUGAGCUUUCUUGUAAAGAUUCACUAUAAUAAAUCCGUGGGGGACCAGGCACAGCUACUGUCACCUGUUAACAUCUUCGUCUGGAAAAGCAAAAUUAUUACAGAUGACUUAAUUUUCUUUCUGAAAAAAUAAACUGUUUUGCUUUAACAGGA